AAAAAGUAACACCCCUCGUUGUUAUUAUUUCUGAGAAAUACAUAUCUAUGUAAAAAAACGCGUUGGCUUAGACCACGCUUCUUGUCAAAUAUGACACUCGUUUGUGAUUCUAACCUCUACUUCCACAUUUUCCACGACCAUUUCGUUUAUAAAAAGUAUCUUCCUUUCGAAAACAAAUACUGUAGAAUGUAUAAAAUAACGUAAAAAGCAUUUUCUUUAAUACAAAUACAAACAUUUGAAAAGAUUCCAAACGUAAAACUAAAAUACGGCCGGCGAAACAAUUGACUGUGUAGGUUCUUUGUAAGUAAACAUCUCACAAAUGGCAAUGGCGGCCUGUAAACAUGCGCCUUCUACUGAUUCUGUUUAUUAUACCUCGGAUGGUGAAUCUCGUGUAGAUCUGGAGAAAUUAAAGCGGUGUGUUAAUACAGUUUUAUUGAUUAAAAAACCAACUGUUUGAUAUAUAAAAUGUGUAAUCAGUGAUAUUUUCUAUGUGCAAUUUAUUAUUCUCAAGAAAACCGGGAAUAUCGCGGGAUUAGAAAUAUGUGGCGUUUUUCAACAAUUAAUAAACUGCACCCUAGUGAUGAAAUAGAAUUGACAGAACUGAUUUGGAAACUAUGAAACAGGUUCGGGUACCAAGGAAAUCAAAAUGCCCUAGCCGUCGAGUAGCGCCUUCCAUCACGCUGCCAGUCACCCUGGAGGACCCUGCCACCAAUUGGAAGGGACCGCCGCCCGGCUCGGAACCCCAGAGUUUCGCUCAAGGGCCAGCCAACUCGUUUUCAGGGCCACCGGCUGGCUUCCAAGGACCCUCGCCUUUUCAAGGCCCACCGGCGGGGGCUGGGUCGCCAGCCGGUGCACCUCCUUACCAGGGGGGUCCUCCACCGGGUUCAACUACACCCCAAUAUACCGCCUCGCCAGCUCCAUCGGGUUCUUCGACCCCUGGACCUGGUCCUCCCCCAAACGCGGGUUUCCCACCUCCUAACAGUGCCGGUCCUCCCUACAAUGGCCCCGGACCGGGCCCUUUUGGCUCCCCGUCGGCGGGGGGGCCACCGUUCGGCCGUCCCGGGUCAUCAGGACCUCCGUUUGUUGGUGGCCCGGGACCCACAGGUAAUCACUUUCAACAUUUCGGUCCCGGUCCUGGAUUCGGUAUGCCACCGGGGUCACCAUUCGGGCCUGGUCCAGGACACCCCAUGUCGGGACCCAUGGAGCCGGCUCAUGGAAUGAUGUCCAGGCAGAUGGGCGGACCUAUUCCUGUUGAACAAGGGUCUCUUCCUGUUCCAAGGCGGCACACGCCUUAUUUUGGUCAACCAGAUUAUCGAAUCUAUGAACUUAAUAAAAGGCUGCAGCAGAGAACUGAGGUAGAUAGUGAUAACCUUUGGUGGGAUGCAUUUGCAACGGAAUUUUUCGAAGACGAUGCAUCUUUAACGUUAGCAUUUUGUUUAGAAGAUGGCCCAAAACGAUACACGAUUGGAAGGACGUUAAUUCCAAGGUAUUUUAGGAGUAUUUUUGAAGGUGGAGUGACUGAAUUGUAUUAUAAUAUGAAACACCCUAAGGAGUCCUUCCACAAUACUAGUAUUACUCUGGACUGUGAUCAGUGCACUAUGAUAACACAUCAUGGUAAACCUUUGUUUACCAAGGUGUGUACAGAGGGCCGCUUAAUUCUAGAAUUUACUUUCGAUGAUUUAAUGAGGAUAAAAUCAUGGCAUUUUGCUGUUCGAACACAUCGAGAAUUAAUCCCAAGAACGGUAGUUGGAAUGCAUUCCCAACAGGAUCCAAGCAUGUUGGACCAAUUAUCGAAAAACAUUACAAGGCAAGGCAUCACAAAUUCUACGCUUAAUUAUUUGAGGUUAUGUGUGAUAUUAGAACCUAUGCAGGAGCUUAUGUCUCGACAUAAGGCAUACGCGUUAAGUCCCAGGGACUGCCUGAAAACGACGCUUUUUCAGAAGUGGCAGAGGAUGGUUGCGCCGCCGGGUAAGAGAGAAUCUCAAAGGCCAGCAAACAAAAGGCGAAAAAGGAAAGGUUCCAACUCCGGAGGAGCAGCCAACAAUGCAGCUCCAGCACCAAACAAAAAAAGAUCUCCAGGGCCUAAUUUUUCCUUAGCGUCGCAGGAUGUGAUGGUUGUGGGUGAACCUUCAUUGAUGGGUGGAGAAUUCGGAGACGAAGACGAGCGACUAAUAACAAGGCUAGAAAACACCCAGUAUGACGCCGCAAAUUCCUUAGACCAUGAUAACCAUGGUUUUCAUGCUGACUCACCGAUGCCAGGAUCGAAUUCGUGGGGAGCGGGGGUGGGUGAUAGGGGCGGGCCGGGGGGCGUCGGCCCUCCUCAGGGGAAUACCCCCUCCAACCAGGACUCUGAUAAAAAAUCCCCGGCAGUGAGCCAGUGAUAAUAGUUGUUCUUUAUUAAAAAAAACUGUAGAAUCUCCGAGUCAGUAUUUUUAUUGUACUUCAAGUAUUUAAGUGGUUGGUUUUUGAGAAAAUACAUUUUUGGAAAGAAGACAAGAAACGAUCAUGUUUUUAUCUAUUGACAAAGUAGCGAAAUUGAUCAUCUAAAUAAUCAAAAUUUUUAAAUGUUUAUAUAUUCGAUCUCCUGAGCGAAAUAAUUAUUGAUAAAAAGAAAUGUGUAAAAUAGGCAAUUUAUUUUAAACUGCCAAUUUUACAUGACUUUUUAACUGAUGUUUUAAUGAAAUUUUGUGACAGUGUUUUAUUUAAAUAAAUUGUUCGUUGCUCGUCUUUUUUCUGAUGACUAUAUAGGGGAUUAAUUAUGUUCCAUUCAGAAUUCCGAUAAUGUCAACUGAAAACCAUUUAGAGGAGUUAUGUUAAACGCCUAGUUUUAAUAAAAAAAUUAUUGGUUAUUUUCUUAUUCUGGUUUAUGUGUUUUAAUAUAAACUAUGGAUAAAAGAAUUCGAAGCAUGAACUAAUUUUGACAUUUAAAUUACACUCACACAAUGUCAUAAAGUUCAUCUGCUGCUUAACAACAAAUGCUUCAGUAACAGUCAUGUAGACAUAUAAAUGAAUAUUCUUAUAAUUACAUACAUCUACAUCGUAGUAAUAUCUGCUACUAAUUGACUCAGUACAUUAUCUCCAUACUAUAGAACGUUCAGUUGGAUUAAAAAGUUGUCUAAAAUAUAAGAAGAUCGCAUAUCACGACUGCAUGCAACAAUGACACAACUCAAAACUGCUUAUAUCGAGAAACUACGGUCGUGUUGGUGUAAAUUUAUCUUCCUCAGAGCCUCCUUGACAACAGGUAGACCUAGAAAUAGUACUAUCGGAGGAUGGAGGGAGACAGAUUUAAAUCAAAACUAAACCGUAGAUUUUAUUAUUUUUUCAAAACUGAAACAGUUUAAACAACAAGUGAUUAAAAGUUUGAUUAUCACGAAUUUUUUAAAUUCAUUUUAUUUCUAGUAUAAAAUUAAAAAAUCAUUUGUGAUAACAGUCCUAGUACUAGAAAUAAAAUAAAUUUAAUCACUUGUCUAAACUUUUUCAGUUUUGAGUUGUUCGCUCUUGCAAAAGAAUGAUACUAAAUGUGUUUUUCUAGACUAAACUAAAGCAGACAAAGAAUAAAAUUGAGAAUAAACCAAAGUAAAUAUUUUAAUUUUUUGUUACUGUACUUAUCUAAACUUUUAAAUUUGAUUACCUUACCCCUAAAAUUAAAUUAUUUAAUGUCACUCCUCUGAAUGAUCUUGUAUCUACAUAAAAAGGUCUAUUUGCUUUAAUUAAUAACAGACAUUUCAUUAGAUUCUCAAAUUAGUUUUGAUUCACAUUAAUUUGUGUGCUGUCUGUUUUUGAUGGUGGAAUUAAUCCAUUAGCUGGACUGAAAGAUUCACAUUUUUUACAUAAAGUUUGUUGAUGUAAAAUGUUAAGAAUAGUAUGUUUUAAUUUGUAUCCAAUGAAUAGAACUGGAGACACUGCUGGAAAGAUUAUCUCCUCCGUUCAAUUUUAUUUUAUACACUUAACAAAAAACUCCAUACACGAUUCUAGAAGAUAGUUGCCUUGAAAGUGUUGACUUAAUGUAAUGUAAAUUUCUCUCUCCACCUCUCUAUAUUUAUAUAUUUAUUAUUACCUUGUUUUAUUCAGACCUAACUUGAGAAUGUCGGAAAUAUAUUUAUUGGAGACGCGAAUAGAUCAUCUUAUGCAUUUCUGUUAUAAAUUUUAAUGUAUUCUGGCUCUAUGGAUAUGCUGCUUAAUUUUGAAAACAAAGUUCAAUAUACAAUAAAUAUUUCCAAUAAAUUGCAACGUUUCCAAACUUAUUUUCCUUUCUUUAUAAACGUUUUUAUGGAUUUUAAUAAAAAUUUAGUAGUAUAUCCAUACAUAGUUAAAAACACUAUAACUCUUACUUGUAUAAAUACAAGUAAUGUUGAUUUGGAAAUACAGUUUCCAAAUGUAAACACUUAGAAAAAUUUUUCGUCUUUUUUUAACUUAAAAUCUGUUGUAUUAUAAGAAUAUUUUCUAAUAUUUUUAUCAUAAAAUUUUAAUUAUUUCACGGACGUAGAUAGGGACACUUACCGAAACGGUAAGGCAAUUAUAUAAAUGUUGUAUAAGGUUACGAAAACUGGUAUAUGAUACAAUAUUUGCAGAUUAUAUUAUCAUUUUAUAGUCAAAAUGGCACAGUCUUGUCCAAAAACCAAAUUUUCAAGUGUGUAUGUAGAUUUUCAGCUUUAUCAGCUGCGCAUGUACAUUCAGGACUUCCUACUUUGUAGAUAUGGUUAUUUGUGCUAGCAGGUCCAUUACUUUAUGUUGUAACAUAUUUGUUGAUGUUGAUAUGAACUUCAGUUCUGUGAUUAUGAUAAAUCUAACAUCAAUUUGACUAAAAAAAACUUCUGCGGUGUCCAGUACAUGUGCUUUAAAGCUCAAUAUUUUUUGUACCGGGUGUCCCAAUAAGAAUGGCUCUCGGCCAUAUCUCAGGAACCGUUUAUAGUACAGCUUUGAGAGAAAAAAAAUUAUAACAAAAGUUGCCUCAGGAAAAGCCUGGAAAUUAUUUUCAAAAUUGUGGGUCCACCGUUAGACGUAAUUGAAUAUCAAAAAUUAAAAAAUCUAAAUUUUACAAAAUUUUCCUAAUGAAGGAGCACUGGAGAUUCAAUCAUCGUAUUCUUCAUAAAAUUCUGCGCAUAUUUGAUUUCACAAGUUUAAGUCUACCUUUGCAAAUAAGAGGUGGGGGUGAGUGAGAACCUUGUUAUGAAAAAAUGGCUGUAAGUCCGGUUCUGCUAAAUCCAAUUUUUCAAACUUGGCCUUGUUGAAAACAGAUCGUUUCGUCAAUGUAAGAGUUAUGAUUUCAAACCAGCCUAAUAAGUAAUAUGCCAGCUAGGAGGCGUUAUUUAAUUUUUUUCAGAAAUCUAGUUUUCUUUGGAAAAUAUUAAAUACAAAUAUGCAUUUUUAAUCUUGUAUUAUAAAAUUAGUUUAAAUUAGCAA
Molecule: messenger RNA, 5403 nt
Organism: Diabrotica virgifera virgifera (western corn rootworm)
Lineage: Eukaryota; Metazoa; Arthropoda; Insecta; Coleoptera; Chrysomelidae
Gene: Chi
Product: LIM domain-binding protein 2
Exons: 9
Coding region: 615-2381 (588 amino acids)
Biological process (GO): positive regulation of transcription by RNA polymerase II; negative regulation of transcription by RNA polymerase II; nervous system development
Cellular component (GO): transcription regulator complex; nucleus
Molecular function (GO): LIM domain binding
Source: RefSeq, a predicted model, not a curated record